AAAGACAGGAAAUCUUGAGUGAAGUAGGUACAUCGCUGGGAAAGUCCAGGAUGCAAGUGCAAGUGUCUCCUCGUUGUUAUGAACCACUUCUGAUUCGACUUACUAAUAAAUGACGAAUUAGUCCCAUUAAUAACGACAAUAAACUUAGGGCGAUACGUUAAUAAAGAUAUGUGUCAUUUAAUCACUUUAAUCCGUUUGAUUCAUUGACUGCAAUACGCGUUGUUUUUCUCGGUAGAAAGGUGGACGAAUGUAGUGGAAAUAGUCGGUGCAUUGUUUCGGGGAGGUUUUGUGGACGAUAUCGGUGAAGAUAAUCGAAGAAAAAUGGCUGUUUUAUCCCUGGUUGGCAGUAAAAUUCUUUUAGCUUUUUUUAAUUUUCUGUUAUUGAUUUGUGGCUUUACUCUUAUAGUAGGAGGGACGCUAGUACUGUUUGACAACGAGCGUGUACUGUUGUCGAGACUUCUAGCUCCCACAGGACCAUUUUCCACAUUUCCGUACCCCUUACUACACUAUAUCGCUCUAGGAGCUGCUUUAGUUGGGGUAGUCAUAGCGUCUGCUGGCAUAUUAGGGUGUUGGGCAUCGUGUUUCCACAAUUAUUAUUUGUUAAGUGUGUAUUUCUGCCUCGUGAUGAUAGUUCUAGUAGGAGAAUGUGCCAUUUUUGCCAUAGCCUCGAUAUGGCCCAGUUGUAUGGGACUUGGAGUCGAGAUAGACGAAUUAACGCAAGCGAUACAGAGAAAUUAUGGAAUCAAUGAAGACUUUACUAACGCAGUAGACUUGGCACAGGCCUCGUUCCACUGCUGUGGUGUUCAAUAUUCCGAAGAAUACGACACUUCUUUCUGGAGAAUGAAGUUGCUGGGUCCCUCUGAGUUGCUCCCUCGACUGGCGGUUCCUCUGAGUUGCUGUAAACUCUCCAACGAAAACAAAAGCGAUUCUUAUUUAAACCCAGAACCUGUAAGCCAAGCAUUAUGCCAGGCUCUGGAUAGAAACAGACACGAAGGAUUUAGAUACACUAUGGGUUGUAAAGAGCCUCUUGAGCGCUGGUACCGCGACCAUUACAUCGCUUUCCUGGGCAUCGGGCUGGUAGUAGUCCUCGUGGAGUUUUCAGUUCUUCUAAGCUCCAUAGUGACGUGCACAAGAAUAUACCAUCAUAAUCAAGAAAGCCGCGACAACGCCCGCAACGCCGAGCAAGAUCCAGAUAUUACAACAUCGGCCACUACAACCUUCAAAAGAUCUAACUCUGAUACAGGGGCGUACAGUAAUGAAACUUAUGCCCUUACUGGUAAUUUUUCUCAGAAUUAUAAGCUGAGUGAGAGGGUAUGAUGGCAGUUUAUUGGGUACUUGAGACCCGAUCAAAUCUAUGCUGUAGAUUCAAUGUUGUGGUAAAGGCGAUAAUGCGAAUUAACGCUUUAAAGUAAAAGAGACUAUGAAUAAACUACUAACUGUGUUGUUUUAUACGACUAUUUUUAGUUUUAGGACAAGUAUUUUAUUUUAUACUAUUGACUUUUGUAAAAUAAAAAAUAUCUUAAGA
Messenger RNA from Diabrotica virgifera virgifera (western corn rootworm), 1525 nucleotides. RefSeq names its product tetraspanin-1. Gene Ontology annotation, cellular component: membrane. The record is from RefSeq and is a predicted model, not a curated record. Lineage: Eukaryota; Metazoa; Arthropoda; Insecta; Coleoptera; Chrysomelidae. The transcript is spliced from 5 exons. The coding region runs from base 322 to 1317 and encodes 331 amino acids.